Messenger RNA from Durio zibethinus, 1882 nucleotides. Its product is annotated as Mitochondrial substrate carrier family protein. Lineage: Eukaryota; Viridiplantae; Streptophyta; Magnoliopsida; Malvales; Malvaceae. The record is from RefSeq and is a predicted model, not a curated record.
UAUUUAUCAAAAUCGGGUAGCAUGAUAAGUAGUCGGGUACAAUUCGGAUUUGAAUACGGUAUCUAAAAGGUAGCGGGUACCUUACCCGUACCCGUUGUCAUCCUAAUUUAAAAACCCUCGUCUUUGUUUGCUCGUUUUCCUCCGAAGUUGCGUAUAGCUACGCUACUACUUGUAGCUUAUUUUAAUAUAGUGUUAUAGACGAUUAAAGAUAUAGUUCAUCAUUCUCUCACUCAUUUCAUCAAACAGGCGACGUGCAGUUCAACGAAUUGUAUUCUUUUGCUCUGAAUUAAAUAAAGAAACACUAAAAAGUUGUAAUUUUCCAGAUUGAUAUGGAUGAGUUGUUGCAGAACUAUUUGUUUGCAACUCAUGCAAUUGCUGCGUCAGGUUCUAUGGUUUUUGGCACUGCUCUUACUUACCCUCUUGACACUAUCAAAUCCCUUAUUCAGGUUGGUUCAGGUUCCCAUAAACAAUUAACUACCUCUCAGGUUAUAAAUCGAGUUCGAGUUUUGUCAGGAUAUUCAGGUUUGUACAGUGGAUUUGAGUGGUUGGCCUGGGGGAGAAUUUUUGGUAUGGGAGCUCGCUUUGGAAUAUAUGAAGUUUUGACAGCCUUCUGUAAAGAUGGUCGAGAAGACAAUUUUGUGUAUGUCUCUGAGGCCCUUAUGGCAGGGAUGGCAGCUGGUGCUGUGGAGUCACUAACAAGCUCGCCAUUUGAACUCCUUAAACUCCGUGCGCAGGUGACGUCUGCUUCUCGCAUUUCAAGAGCAACACCAGUAACAGAAAAUAAACCUGUUGGGCCAGUAAUUGGCAGAUUGCUACGUGGAUAUACUCCAGAUAUGAAGGCAUUGAACCAUUAUGUAGGUAUGUUGUCCAUCUUAAACAGCAAACAUCCUAAUAUGGUCGGUGCCAUACAAGAGUACCCCUGGAUGAUGACUGGUUCUGGAAGGCCACCAUCAGUUUAUGACGUUCAGAGGCCAUCUGAAAUCAUUUCUUUGGAAGGAUGGGGUGCAUUAUGGAGAGGCCUUCGUUCUGGAGUUGCUCGUGACUCUGUAUUUGGUGGCAUAUUCUUCUCUACUUGGCAAUUUUUGCACCAAGCAAUGCUUGAUUGGAAGGCGGUCGGGAUGGAUCCUCCACCCAGGUAUUAUGAAGAAAUUGUUCCACUCUCCCCUUUAGCUGUUAGUCUUGCAGCCGGGCUUUCGGGUUCAGUUGCUGCUGCUGCAUCUCACAGUUUUGACACUGCCAAAAGUCGAUCACAAUGUAUAGUGUUACCCAAGUUCAUUUCAAUGGAGAGGAAGCUUCUGAAGUGGAAAAUACCUGGUAAAAGAUUUGAGAGAAUUACAGGGAUCCACCCUGCAGAUAGAAAAAUCUUGUUUCGCGGCAUAUGGUUUCGAAUGGCUCGUAGUGGAAUUGCAUCAUUCGUAAUUGUGGGAAGUUAUUACUUGUCCAUCACUUACCUUUUUCACAGUAAUUGAUUCUUUGAUACCUUUGCAUCAGAAAUGAAUUUAAGAGGGAAAAAAAGGACAGGGGAAGGGCUAAAUGAAUCGAGAAUUGGUGGUUUACUGGGAAGAAAGGGAUGAAAGAUAUAAAAAAACGUUUUAGUGUCGUGUUAGAUAGAUCAAUCCAUAUAAUGAUGUGAAAGGGCAGCUUAAGUGGUAUUUUAGGACCAUUUGUGCUAUUCUGAAGUCCUGUGCCUAAAUGGUAGAGUGAAGCUAAAUUGCCAUGUGGAAGGUGUGGUGAGAUGAAAUUAAUUCAUUUGUUGGGGAAUGAUUAAAGGUUUUUAAUCAGAAUGUUUGGAUCUUGAAUCUGCAUUUGCUUGCUAUCUACCGUAAAUGAUAGUUUGUUAAAUUCUUAACCGGCCACACCUUUGAAAAAAAAUUUUAUUUCA